AUGGCUGAUAGCGUUCAAAGAUCUUUUGAGGGCAUGUCGCUCAAUAGACCCGCGCAACAAAAUCAAAAUCAAUCUCAACAGCAUCUAGGCUUGCAUAGUCCUCUCAAUGGAACGCUAUCCUCCAACGCAUCUUCUUCGCUACGUUCUCCAUCUGGGACUUAUGGAAAUGCACAAUUGCCUGGUCAAGGUGUCAAUGACGGACAAAGUGCUGCCGCUCGAUUUGAACGCUUUUUCAACACAUCCGGCAAUCAAUCUCCUCAAGCGUUAGAUGCUCCAUCUCAUUCUCUUGGCGGCUUCCCGCCUUCGCCUCAUCAACCCGCAAGCUUGGGUCCUGGAAGUGCAUUUGGAUCUUUUGGUCACAACUUCAACUCAGGCGUAGGAUCUGCAUUCAUGGGAAACAACUCUACAGUUCCUGCCCUUCGGUCUAAGCCGAGUGCUACCAGACAAGGCUUGCCUUCUCAAUGGAAUUCGUUGACACCCGAUGAUAUGGGCACUGGAUCAUCACCUCCAGGCCAAUUCAACACAGGCGGUCCAGCGUUGGGCCUUGGAGACGAUGAUAUUAUACCAACAGCAAUUGUGGUCAAGAAUAUUCCUUUCAGCGUCAAGCGUGAGCAAUUGCUGCAAAUAAUUGAAGAGCUCAAUAUUCCAAUGCCAUACGCCUUCAACUAUCACUUUGAUCAAGGCGUUUUCCGUGGUCUUGCUUUUGCCAACUUUAGGUCUGGAGGAGAGGCUGAUGCAGUCGUCGCUGCAUUGAAUGGUUUCGAUGUUAGCGGCAGAAAGUUGCGGGUUGAAUACAAGAAGGUUUUGCAAGCUGGCGAAAAGGAGAGGAUUGAAAAGGAGAAAGCUAUCAAAAGAAUGCAGAGUAUGCAGAUGGAAAAGGAAAGAGUGCGAAGGCAAACAGUUUCCUCCGCAACAGGAGAGGAAUGGAAUCCACAAUUCGGCCAGCAAUCCACAGGCACAAUGGGCAGAAGUUCCAUGGCACCCGGUUCUGAGCUCGAGACUGGAUACAGUGAUGCUUAUAAUGAAGCAAUCGCACCUAUUUCGCCAGAUACUCUUCGCUCCGCUUCAGAUUCCCAAGGUGAAUUGGCUGCAGGUGCCGCUUCUGAAGUUGCUGGUAAAAAGGAUGAAUUGGACUUGAACGAUCCAGCAACGCUUGAGAUCUACUCUCGGGUACUGUUGUUUAAAGAUGAUCGUAUGCGGGACGAAUUGAGCUUCUCCAAGAAUUUAACGACAAACGAGCGCAGAAUUGUGCACAUGGUAUCCAAGAAGCUCAAUCUGUAUCAUUAUAGCCUUGGUGACGGUGAUGAAAGAUAUGUCAUUGUAACGAAGAAUGAAGUCAACCAACCUCAACGACCUUUACGUUCUCAAGCUUCAACUAUUGGACGCAACCACAGAAUUGGAGAAGGUGGUGGCAGUGGUGCCAUGACUGGAGCCAAUGGACUUUUGGCGCCUGGAAGCAGCUACUCAAUAGGUAGAAAUGCAUUACGAACUAAGAAAUCUGCGCCUGACAUGAAACGUCAAAGGGAACGUAGCGACGAUGGAUCUUUUGGUGUUGGUGGUUCGUAUGGAUUUGUGUCCGGCAGAUUAAGCAGGAAGAGUAACGGUAAUUUACGAGAAGGAUAUUCUUCAACAGUUGGCAGACGAUCUGUGCCUUCGAGCGGCACUGGAGGUGCUGCAAGUCUACAAAGUCUAUUUUCGUCACAAUUUGAUAUUCCUCCCGUGCCUUCGCUACCGGCUAAUAUCGGAGGAGAACCAAUCUCUUAUUCACCUUCUCCUUCGCCAAUUGGAACAUCUUCCACCAGCAAUAACGGAAGCUUUUCUGCUGCCACUUCUCAAAACAUUCUGCGUCAACCAGCCGGACCAGGGGCUGCUAACCGCAACUUUGCACAACGAAGUCGGGUGCCUAUUGGUGGCUUGAUGAACGGACAUGGCGCAGGACAGGAGGGAUCAGGUAAUUCAAUCUCCAAUGGUUCUUCGGAUCUCGAUGCUCAAUUCAGUUCUGGUGGCCCAGGUGAACUGCGCGAAGAUGAUGUACAAACCCAUCAACCGUUGGAAGUAUGAGCGGCAAUUAUGCAUGUUUAUAUUGCUUUGGAUGGUCAACCGUAGCACAUAUUUCUUGAUACAUAUUUUUUCUCUCCUCUAUCUCACUCAUUCACAUUCUUUCUUAAGAAAAAGCUCUAUAUAUUAUGAUGAAAUACGAUGCUGCUAAGGGUAAAAAGUC
Meira miltonrushii is the source of this 2221-nucleotide messenger RNA. RefSeq lists its product as uncharacterized. Gene Ontology annotation, molecular function: mRNA binding. The transcript has 3 exons. The record is from RefSeq and is a predicted model, not a curated record. NCBI's taxonomy places the organism in Eukaryota, Fungi, Basidiomycota, Exobasidiomycetes, Exobasidiales, Brachybasidiaceae. Gene Ontology annotation, cellular component: cytoplasm; nucleus. The coding region runs from base 1 to 2061 and encodes 686 amino acids.